AUUGUCAUGUUGCAUCAGUGGUGGACUCACUGGAAUAUAGUUGUCUGGCAGCAGAAGGUGAAAUCCUAGACAGAAACCUGAACGAAGUGCACGAGAACUUACUUAUCCUUCUUUUAUCUGCCCAACCAAGAAAUAGCCAUCCUACUUUCUAUACUGAGACCAGAUGGAGCCCAUGUCAGUAUCUCCAAAUGGGAGCACGGAGACAGUGGAGGAUGGUCAUACAACCUCCCUAGAGGGGGCGCUGAUACACAAGGGCCUGAGGCGCAAGAGAGAAUUCAUUCCAGAGGAGAAGAAGGACGUCACAUACUGGGAGAAGCGUCGCAAGAACAACGAGGCGGCCAAGCGCUCGAGGGAGAAGAGGAGGGUAAACGAUUAUGUGCUGGAGAGCCGCCUGGCGGCCAUGAACAAAGAGAACGCCCGGUUGAACACAGAACUGCUGGCCCUCAAACUCCACUUUGGCCUGGUGAGCCCUGCGGGCUAUGCUGCCCACCAGAGCAGCCUGCUACGGCUCCACCAUGCCCAUACCCACAGCCCUCAUUCUCCGCCACCCAGCAGCCCAACCCAGCCCCUGGACAAGGACGUCUACUGGGGUAGGAGGCCCAGCUACAGAGACCCCUCUACUUUGCCAAAUUACCACCACCUACCCCCUGUCCUGACUGGACAACUGGCUCCUGCCAUGAUCAAUCCACAUGCUCUACCAACUAGAAGGGCCUAUCCAUACUUCUUAGAAAUCCCUGGUGUUGUCCACCCUGCAAACUCAUCCUCCCUUCUCCUGCCCCCGCUUCUCCCCUCUCCCCUAUUGUCCUGGACGGGGGUUCCCCUGCUGAGGCCCACCCCUAGGAGAGGGGGUUCAGAUGAGGAGGGAGAACAGCAGGUCCCAGCAGCCUCCUCCAGUGCUGCAUUACCGCACAAGCUGAGGCUGAAGACCAUCAGAGCUCCUACUGUCCACAGGGAUGUCAGAGACAGGGCCUCCCCCCCGCUCCCGCUCUAUGUAUCUGACUGACUGACCACAUAGCACAUGGCACAGCAGCACAGAGCAGACCAACCACAGCACUGAGAACAUGAAGGAUCCAUGCUCUUAGCGCUGUAACAUUGACACCAAAUUUACAGAAAUGCAUUAUGUCCAACUUAAAACAGACAUUUGUCUUUUGAUUUAUUUUCUGAAAGUUGUUGCUUCUCAGGUUUCGCCAUGCUUCCUUACUGCCCAAGUUAACUGGUUUAAAUACAAUGUAAUAUACUUUACUGGCAAUCAUGCUGAACUAGCUGGACUUCGGGAUGAAGCUAUGUUUCAUAGUACUGAGGGACUCUGGGGUGGUGGAUGGAAUUUAUCUUUUUUUUUUAUCGAAUCAAGUGUUUACGUUACUGUGUGGGUAAUGUUAAGGUUUUGUUGGCUGGCUGGCUGCCUGGCUGGCUGGCUGGUAUAGCAAGAUAGCACUGUGGUUCAGUGCCUCUCUGGAGUGAGGAGCAGGGCUGUAGCUACACAUGAGGACGCCGAGCUCCAGACCUCUGUAAUUUAAAACAUUUAUAUAUAAAUAAUAAUACUACAUUUAUAAAAUCUGUUGGGGUCUCAACUUACUGUUGAGAGUUACAAUAGUAGAACAUACAAGGUGCAAUUUCAAAACUUUGUUGCAGCAGUUUUCCUCUUGGUAUAUGUCACUCAUUGACAGUCACUCAAUUAACCCAUGUCAGUUAAAUAUUUUUAGAUUGGUCAAUUAAUCUAGUUAGUCUAGCCAGCUAUCUAAACUUGUAGUAAUCAUGGCCGAAUUACCAAUCGAAAACGCAGGGCACGUGCCCAGUUGCCCUGACCUCCACAGAGCCCCCAUUGAUUUUGUUAGUCACUCUAACUCAGAUAUCAUAUUAUCCUGGCAAAAGUCAUGGCAAAAUGUGCAGAAUUGCACAAAAUGUCUCCCCACCCAAGGGCAAAAUGUGUAGAAUUGCAGGAAAUUGGCUGUAAAACUGAAGAGAAAAUGUUUUCUGUAAAGCAAACUUAAUUAUUUACCUUUGUUAAUAAAAUACUUUUCUGCUAACAGAUCCCUCAUGUAUUAAAUUAUAGUUUUUAAUCUCGGUACUGAGUUAGUGUGUAGCGGCUAAUUGUAUAGCUAAUAGCUAUGUGUUUUCAGAGAGACAGGUGGGUGAAGCUACAGAAACCAAUGUGAUAAAUGCUGGGGUUAUUUAUGCUUGUUUUUGCUGUUCUCAAGACUGCACUAAAACUCAGACCCUGACAACAACCCUGGUGAGGAGUAUGUUUUUGGGUUGUGGUUACAGACAUAUUAUUUUUGUCUUCUCUGCCUGCCAGCAUUUCAAAGAUACUUCAUAGACUUUGAGGUGGAGAGAUGGGCCACCUGUGACAUGUUUUCUAAGGGAUAGGUCGAAAUUUACUGGUUGGUCUAAAAUAGGAGAGGGUUGACAAACUUUUUUUUAGCUUUGGGGAGGGUUGUGUGUUUUUUUGGGGAGCAAAGGGGAGGGGAGUGCGUUUUUUCCUUGGUUUUCAUUAGCUCUUCUGCUCGUAUUUCCCCAAUAAACAAUGGCCUGACUUACUUUUGAUAUUAUCCUAUUAAAGUUUAGACAGGCUUAUGAA
Oncorhynchus kisutch (coho salmon) is the source of this 2578-nucleotide messenger RNA. Its product is annotated as nuclear factor interleukin-3-regulated protein-like. The transcript is spliced from 2 exons. The record is from RefSeq and is a predicted model, not a curated record. Gene Ontology annotation, biological process: regulation of DNA-templated transcription; circadian rhythm. Lineage: Eukaryota; Metazoa; Chordata; Actinopteri; Salmoniformes; Salmonidae. Gene Ontology annotation, cellular component: nucleus. Gene Ontology annotation, molecular function: DNA-binding transcription factor activity; DNA binding. Bases 164 to 1003 code for a protein of 279 amino acids.